This is a messenger RNA of Dendrobium catenatum, 3022 nucleotides long. RefSeq names its product pentatricopeptide repeat-containing protein At1g33350. Bases 106 to 1464 code for a protein of 452 amino acids. Lineage: Eukaryota; Viridiplantae; Streptophyta; Magnoliopsida; Asparagales; Orchidaceae. Gene Ontology annotation, molecular function: RNA binding; protein binding. The record is from RefSeq and is a predicted model, not a curated record. The transcript has 3 exons. Gene Ontology annotation, biological process: RNA modification.
GACUUGAUGUAACAAGAUAAUGUAAAAAUAAUUAUAGAAGAUACCACGUGAUCAUAUUCCAACGGGAUCUUAGGUUCGCCGCGCUUGCUUCAGCGCUUUAGCCAAAUGGAGCUGCUUAAAUUCCCAAAUGCAAUAACAACAUUAUCAUGGACGAACUCCGCCUCCGCCGCUGCCAUUCGCCACGCUUCCUCUCCCGCCGUCGCUCUCACCCUCUUCAAAUCCCGCCUUCUCCGCCGCCGUCAUCCUGCCGCUGCCACCGAUCUUCACGACUCCAACGCCGCCGUUUUCACCCUCAAGCACUGCUCCUCCUUCCCCGUUUCCUCGACCAUCCGCCUCAUCCCCUCCCUCCACGCCCUUCUCCUCAAAAGCAACCUUUUAUCCUCAGUCCAUGUCUCUUCCACCCUUCUUCACACGUACUCCCUCCUCUCUCUCCCCGACGCCCUCCAGCUGUUCGAAGAAAUUCCCAACCGAAACGCUGUCACCUACAACACUAUGAUCACCUGCUACGCUCGUCACAGCAACAUCUAUGCAGCCCGCGAAGUGUUCAACGAAAUGCCUCAACGAGAUAUUGCCUCUUGGUCCGCCAUUAUCUGCGCGUACUUACAUAGUGGUAAUCCUUCCCACGCCUUUUCUCUAUUCCGAGAAAUGAAUCUAGGUAGAAAGAUCAAACCUGACGCGCUUAUCCUCGUGGCCAUGCUUUCUGGUUGUGCUGACAGCGGUUCGUUGGGCUUUCAUGGUAAAUCUAUCCAUGCUUAUAUGGAGAGGAACCACAUGGAUGUCAGUGUUCAGCUUGGAACUUCUCUGAUCGACAUGUAUGCUAAGUCUGGUUGUUUGAAAAAUGCUUUUUUUGUUUUCGAGAGAAUGCCUGAGAGGAACGUUAUGCAUUGGACUGCCAUGAUUUGUGGUCUAGCUUCUCACGGGCAUUGCGAUGAGGCCUUGGCCUUUUUUGAGAGGAUGAAGGCCACUGGUGUUAGGCCAAAUGAGAUAACUUUUACGGGUGUCCUGAAUGCAUUUCGGCAUGCUGGUUUGGUUGAGGCUGGUUAUAGUUACUUCUGCAACAUGAUGAAUGAAUUUGGUUUUGAGCCGGGAAUUCACCAUUAUGGCUGUAUGGUAGACCUGUUUGCAAAUUCUGGGAGGAUACAGGAUGCUUUGUCUUUGAUCCAGAGCAUGAAGGUUGAGCCAAAUGUGGUGAUAUGGACUUCGCUUCUGUCAGCUUGCAAGAGAUAUAGGAACUUUGAGAUGGCAGAGAAGGUGAUUGCGGAGGUUCUUUUGAUUGCUGAACCAGAUGAUGAUGGUGGAGUUUAUGCCCUUGUGUCUGAUUUAUAUGCAUUGGGUGGCAGGUGGAAUGAUGUUCAGAAAGUGAGGGGGUUGAUGGAAAGGCUAAAUGUGAAGAAGAAAAGAGGAUCUAGCUUCAUUGAGAUGGAAAAUUUAGAGGAUAAUGUAGCAUCCAGUAACAAAGGAUGAGUUCCUAACUAGUUUUGAUGAAUUCUAAUGGAAUCACGGGAAAGAUUCAAUUUUGUUUCAAUAAUUAUAGUAAAGCAAGGAAAGCAGGAAGUACAGGCUAUAAAGUCAAGCUGAAACAACCAUUUAGAGAAAUAUCAGGUUGGCUAAAAAGCAUGCACAAGCCAUGGUCUUUGUCGAUGCAGUUGCACAAGCUUGGAGAUCAAGUUAGAAGAAAGGCAAAGUCAGUUUCAUCGAAGCAUGUGGCUUGCUUAUCUGAAGGACGUAGCCAUAAGGAGUGGCAAAAGGGAAGUCAGAGACUCAAUUUUGGAGUUAGCAGGGAUGAUUGGUUAAUUUACUCCCUUGUUGUGAUGCUUGAUUCUUGCGGUGGUUAAUAAUUUCACAAUUUUAUAAAAAAAAAACUAUAUGCUUGUCGAUUCAAAGAUGUUUGAGGUUACAUUAUUGAUUUUGAUUUCUACAUUAAAUAGUCUAAUACUCACUUUGGUUGAGUAAAUCUGUAAAUUUAUGAAGGAAAUGUUAAUUUUGAUCAAUAAACCCUUUUUUAUAUUAAUAUCUCAAUCAAAACUCACUUUUCUAUCCCACCAGCAAUUGCGAAGGGGGUUUUAAACGUUCUUUUGAUCAGAGCUUGCUCAUCAUAUCAGUCAACGAGCACUUUUCAACAAUGGUAAGUUUGAACUUUGUGGACUUUGGGCUGCUCGUUUUGCUAGAUUUUACAACAUUGGAUGGCUAAACCACCAUCAGAGCGAGCUAAUCACAGGUCUACGGAGGACAACUCAAGUAACAAUGCUUAAUCUCUUAAGGAAAUGUUUAUUGUAUCAUCAUAUUUGAUGCAACCAUGGACCAUUUGAUUUAGCUAUUUGGAUUCUCGCAGUUAUCCUUUUAUUUACAAUGUUUAUUUAGUUUUGAUUAAUUAACUUUUACAAAUACCUUUGUUAAUUGUUAUAGUUAGUUAAGUACUUGGCUUGCUUUUCUUCUCUCGGUUAUGUAUGGUGGCAGGAAAGAGGUCACGGUUUUUACACCAUAUUGGUAUGAGAGAAGCAAUGGCGGGCAACAGUGACCACAGAGCUGACAAUGGUGAACACAGUUGGGACAUCCAAUUGGAACAACUGCAGCGACCAUCUCUAAUUAAGAGAAUACACCAUACAACAAGGCUACCUCUUUAAAGGUUUAAAGGUAACCAGUUAUGCAGACCUGACACUUUGCUUCAUCAAUAACUCACUAAAGAAUGUCACCGUGGAGGAUUUACUACUCAUACCGGCAAGGACAAGGCAUUAUAGCUUAUGCAAUCCAAAGUUUUUUGGCCAAGAAGCCGGAGGGACGCCUGUAUGAAUUGCCAAAAGGUUUAAGGAAAUAUGUCAAACCAACGGCUUAUACAGCCCCCUACUAGCGCCUGAUUCCAUUUGUAAAAAUCUUAGCAUUGAGUUUGUGUUAUGACUGCCUUAAAUUGCAUGAGGUAUGAACACAGUCAUGGUUCUCCUUGACCAUUUAAACAAGAUGACUCAUUUCCUAGCUUGUAAGAAAAUCUUUGACAUCGGAAACACAACCAUGCUCUUCUUUUAGA